AUGGAUAUGAAUAUCAACUAUAACAGUAUCGAUGAUGAAUUUGCUUCUUUGUUCUUACAGGAGCUCCAGAAUACUCGUAUGAUCAACUCUGAACAAGAUGAGAAUAGGGAAAUAGUUAGAUCAGAACAAAUUCAAACAGAGGUCGGGAAUGCAAAUGACAUCGAUCUUAAUGUGAAUGCUGGUGGUUUGCCUGUGAAUACUGAUAAUUUGAUUGGAAGCUAUGCUAGGUAUUUGCCGUUGGAAGCUACAUUCACUUCAAAUUUGCUAGGUUUUGAUGGGCUAUCAUAUCCAACAAUUGGCGAACAAAAUCUGCAAUUUGGAAUGAUGCUUGUCGAUCAAGGGUAUAACAAUGGAAGCAAUGGUAAUAGAAUUAAUAACUUUGAUAAUGUUUCUAGUAACAAGUUUAGUAACCUUGCCACAAGCACUGAUAGUAAUAUGAUGAUCUCCAAGGAAUCCGUUGAUACUAUUGCAGGAAAUGCUGAAUCAUUUGAAAACAUUGAUAGUGAAAGCCAUAAUAAAAAUGAACCAGAUGAUCUAAUCAGCAGAAAUUCGUUAAAUGCAAUGGCCAAAACAAACCCAGAAGAGUCAAUAGUGAAGCAUUACCAAACCAAAAAUGACCAUGGAAUCACCAUGCAACUAAUUUCCAGUACAGUACUAUCAUUCAGAGACAUAAAUAGGGGAAAGCCAAUUACAAUUAAAAAUCUGAAAAAUGAAAAUAUUGGAUUAAAAUUUGAUGGCUUAAUAAAUGGAAGAAUUUUCAUUAACCCAGAUUCUUUCAAGAGAUUUUCCGAAUGCAGAGAAGCAGUUAAUGAAUCUUUUUCAACUCAACUUUUUUGCUACCGAAGGAAUUCCAUAUCGAUAGCUUUUUCGCUAAUUUUUGAUUUUAUGAAAGUUGGCAAAGGAGAACACUUGUUUCUUGAAUCCUUAGAUAGCAAGGUUGAGUUGGAAAAGAUUAGAAUCAAAUUGUCUGCGAGCUUAAGGAAACGAGAUAAUAAUAGUGAUAAAUUUUCCAUAAUUAAAAAUGAAGAGGAGUUCAUAAUGCAGCAGCUGGAUAGCGAUGAUAAAAUAUUAAAGUUUCAUAAUAAUAGUCUUCAGCUAAACAAGUCUGAGGCCACAUUGAGUCUUGAAGAUUUAGCUUCAACCAAAAAGAACUGCAAACAAAAGAGCUUAAAUAUCUCGUGGGAACAGAUAAGAUUUAAAUCAGCGACCGCAAAUAACCGCCAUGAUGCUGCAAAUAAAUUUUAUGUCAUUAUCAUAGCGGUUGAAUUCAUAGAUAAGCAAGGUAGUAUUUCAAGCCAAAAAUCUUUUGAGUCACAGCCCAUCAUUGUUAGAGGUCGCAAUCCUAGUUUCUACUCAAAUAAGGGAGAUAUAUUGAUUGGGAAAAAUAAAAAAGUUCUAAGCCUGCCGAUACUUGAGAACAGUGUACAAGAAAACAUAAGUGGUGAAGCGUCUCCAGAUACCCCGCUUCUCAAACGACAAAAGAUGGAAACAAAAAUGCCACUAGAUCUAGAGGUUAAAAUGGCAGUCAAAACCCCCAAUUCACUCAACAACAAUAAUCAUGGACCACAAUUAAGAUUAGGCGAAUCUGGUGAAAAGGCGAUCACUGAAAAGAAUAACAAGGAUAAUGGAGCUGUAACUGUUACAAGCACAAUUUCUAGCACUACUGAUCGUAAUGGCAACUACACUGCUUCUAUUGCUCCUAAUUAUCCCGGUAAUUGCAAUGCUUCUGAUACUGCCAACGCUGCUAAUAAUGCUACUGCUUCUACUGAUAUCGUCAACAUUAACAAAAAUAAUAGCAACAAUGAUAAUGAAAAUAUGAAUGAUAGCAGUGAUACUGUUAAUUUUGAUAAUUCUGCUGAAAGUGUUAAUCGUGAUGAUGAUAAUGAUGAUAAUAUUGAUAAAGAAAAACAAAAACAGCAACAAGAUGAAACAGGUGAAUCCAGUUAUGAAUAUUUUAAAGUUAAUGAUAAUUAUUAUUUGCCACCAGUUGAGGUUGGAUAUUUCCCUCAUCAUGUGCACCACAAUAAACAGGUAUUCAAACCUAACAUUAUUGCCGGCUCAUAUUCGCAUGCUACUGAAAAUAGGAAGCAAUAUAAUUAUUACAUUUAA
Saccharomycopsis crataegensis is the source of this 2109-nucleotide messenger RNA. RefSeq lists its product as uncharacterized. Gene Ontology annotation, cellular component: nuclear chromosome. NCBI's taxonomy places the organism in Eukaryota, Fungi, Ascomycota, Saccharomycetes, Ascoideales, Saccharomycopsidaceae. Gene Ontology annotation, biological process: positive regulation of transcription by RNA polymerase II; meiotic cell cycle. Gene Ontology annotation, molecular function: DNA-binding transcription factor activity; DNA binding. The transcript has a single exon. The record is from RefSeq and is a predicted model, not a curated record. Bases 1 to 2109 code for a protein of 702 amino acids.